AUGGAGGCUGGCCCGCAGUGCAAUGCCGGUCGCAAGGAUGAAGCCUCUUCGGAUGAGAAGUCUAUUUCCACGUCUGUGGUUCCUGGCAAUAUCGACGACGUUCGACUAGCAGAGCUCGGAUACAAGGGCGAGUUCAAGCGAGAGUUUUCCACCAUUGAGACCGUGGCAUUUGCAUUUUCCAUUAUGGCUGUCAUUGGCGGUGUGUCGUCGACCUUGUCUUUCGGACUCUUAUCAGGCGGCCACGUAGGGAUGAUCUGGGGCUGGGGUAUCCCAUGUCUCUUCAUCAUGUGUAUUGCUGCCUCAAUGGCAGAACUCGCUUCGUCCAUGCCUACCAGCGCAGGAUUGUAUUAUUUCUCUGCAAAGCUCGCGCCUGAGCGGUACUCGGCUCUUGCGAGCUGGAUUACCGGAUGGGCCAAUGUCACAGGCCAAGUGACUCUUGUGUGCUCCAUCGACUACACUGUUGCGCAGAUGAUCACCACCGCCGUGGCUGUUGCCACCGAUGGCACGGUCGUUUUGGGCGCCGGGCCCACAUACGGUAUACUCAUCGCCAUUCUCGUUGUCCACGGGGUGAUUUGCUCCGCGGCCACGCGAAUCCUUGCGCGCAUGAACCUCUUCUACGGCAUCCUUACUGCGGGGGCGACAGUCGCGGCGGUCAUUUCUCUCCUCGUUGCAUCGGGCGAUGGGAAAGUGUCCACGAAGACAGCAUUCACCCUCUUCGAGAACAACACCGGCUGGUCCAACGACGGAUGGGCGUUCAUCCUUUCCUUCGCCGCGCCUAUGUGGUCCCUCACGGGCUACGACUCCGCAGCGCACAUCUCGGAGGAGACCUCCGGUGCCGCGCGCGCGGCUCCUAUCGCGAUCCUCGUCUCCGUUGCCGCGGUCGGCGGCAUGGGCUGGAUCCUCGCCAUCGCCGCAUCCUUCGCCACCGCCUCGGUCCCCACGCUGCUCGAAACCGACCUCGCGCUUCCGAUGGGCCAGCUCCUGCUCGAUGUCCUUGGCAAACGCGGCAUGCUCGCCAUCUGGAGCUUCACGAUCAUAGCGCAGUUCCUGUGCGGCGCGGCGCAGGGCGUAGACGCGUCCCGCGUCGUCUUCGCGUUCGCGCGCGACCGCGCGCUCCCCGGCUCGCGCUGGUGGCGCCGGAUGAACCGCCACACGCGCACGCCCGUGAACGCGGUCUGGCUCGUCAUGGGCAUCUCCGCGCUCUGCGGCCUCCUCGGCUUCUCCGCGACCGCAUUCUCGUCCCUCGCCGGCGCCUCCGUCGUCGGCCUCUACACGUCCUACGCGAUCCCGAUCUUCCUCAGGAUCACGUCCGGGCGCGACAGGCUUGUGCCCGGGCCGUUCACGCUCGGAAAAUGGUCCACCGCCGUCGGCGCCGUCGCGGUGACCUGGGUCGCGUUCGUCGUCGUCGUGCUCUGCUUUCCCGUCAGCCAGCGCACGACCGCGGUGGAGAUGAACUACGCGUCGGUCAUCGUCCUUGCGGUCUUCAUCUUCGCGUCCGCGUCGUGGGUCUUGUCUGCGCGCAGGUGGUUCGUCGGGCCUUUGCCCAACAUCGACGGCUCGGUAAACGAGAAGGGGGUGAGGUAA
Epithele typhae is the source of this 1584-nucleotide messenger RNA. Its product is annotated as amino acid transporter. Gene Ontology annotation, molecular function: transmembrane transporter activity. Gene Ontology annotation, biological process: transmembrane transport. Gene Ontology annotation, cellular component: membrane. The coding region runs from base 1 to 1584 and encodes 527 amino acids. The record is from RefSeq and is a predicted model, not a curated record. NCBI's taxonomy places the organism in Eukaryota, Fungi, Basidiomycota, Agaricomycetes, Polyporales, Epitheliaceae. The transcript has 9 exons.